Messenger RNA from Triticum dicoccoides, 1533 nucleotides. RefSeq names its product zealexin A1 synthase-like. NCBI's taxonomy places the organism in Eukaryota, Viridiplantae, Streptophyta, Magnoliopsida, Poales, Poaceae. The record is from RefSeq and is a predicted model, not a curated record. The coding region runs from base 1 to 1533 and encodes 510 amino acids. The transcript is spliced from 2 exons. Gene Ontology annotation, molecular function: oxidoreductase activity, acting on paired donors, with incorporation or reduction of molecular oxygen; iron ion binding; monooxygenase activity.
AUGGCGGAAACCCAACACACCCAGCUCGUGUGCUACACUUUGCUCUGCAUCCUUGUCAUGGCCAUACUCGUCAAGCUCAAGCACAUGCGAGCCUCUGCUAGCCGCCUGAACCUGCCUCCCGGCCCAUGGGUGCUGCCGGUGAUCGGCCACAUGCACCUGCUGCUCGGCGCCAUUCCGUACCAGGCCAUGCACAGGCUCGCUCGUCAGCACGGCCCCGUCAUGCUUCUCCGCCUUGGCCACGUCCCGACGCUCGUGCUCUCCUCCGCGGAGGCGGCCAGGGAGGUCAUGAAGGUGCACGACGCCGCCUUCGCCGACCGCCCCGUGUAUGCCACGGCAGAUAUCUUCACCUACGGCGGCGAGGACAUCUCCUUCGCGCGCCACGACAGCCGGCACUGGAAGGCCCUCCGGAAGCUCUGCGCCGUGGAGCUGCUGAGCCCGAGGCGCGUCCGGUCGUUCCGCCAUGUCCGGGAGGAGGAGGCGGCGAGGCUUGUGCUGUCCGUCGCCGGCGCCGGUCGCAUCGUCAACGUCGGUGACAUGCUAAAGGUAAUGAUGAACGACGUGGUCAUGAGGGCGUCCGUGGGCGACAGGUGCGUGCAGCGGGACGCGUACCUGGAGGAGCUGGACAGGGUGUUGGACCUCAUGUCCGGGUUUAACCUCAUCGACCUGUUCCCGGCGUCGCGCCUCGCCCGGGCGAUCGGUGGCCGGGCUCUCGGGGCGACGUGGGAGGUACACCGGAGGAUCCACUCCAUCAUGGACGCCAUGAUCAGCGAUCACAGAACGGCUAUGGAGGGCGAGGACGACAAUGAUGCCGGAUGUGAGCAGAGGGGUGACAUACUCACUACUCUGCUCCGGUUCCAGAUGGACGGCGGGAUUGGCGGCGUCGCCCUCACCAAUGAAAACAUCAGCGGCGUCCUCUUUGAUCUUUUCGCUGCAGGGUCGGAGACGACAGCCACGACAACAAUCUGGGCAAUGUCUGAGCUGAUGAGGAGCCCACACAUAAUGGCCGCCGCUCAGUCCGAAGUCCGGCGAGUCCUCCAUGGCAAGACCGAGGUGACUGAGGCCGACAUCGACGGCCGGCUCCACUACCUACAAAUGGUCAUCAAGGAGACCUUUAGGUUGCAUCCACCGGUGCCGCUACUCAUGCCGAGGCUUUGCACUGAGCAAACAAAGGUCAUGGGCUAUGAUAUUCCACAGGGCACCACUGUAUUCGUGAAUGUGUCGGCAAUCGGUAGGGACGAGAAGAGCUGGACUAACGCGAGCGAGUUCAUGCCCAAGAGGUUUGACGGUGAAAAGGUUGAUUAUGGUGGUACGGACUUUAGGUUCCUCCCAGGUGGCGCUGGACGGAGAAUGUGCCCCGGUAUGAUGUUUGGAGUGUCAAACAUCGAAAUGGCUCUUGCAAGCCUUCUCUAUCACUUCGACUGGAAGCUUCCUGAAGGUGGGAACCCAGAGACGCUUGAUAUGAGUGAAGCGUAUGGGAUCACGGCUCGUCGUAGGACCGAGCUUGUGUUGGAAGCUACUGUUUUUGUUCCUUAA